AUGUCAAAAGUGCAGAGGUUGGCGUCCCAUGGUCGUGACGUCAUCACAGGGGUCACAACCUUCAUGAUGGCGGCGAUGUUGGCCGCUGGCCGGCCGGCGAAGUCUCUUCGGGCUUUUACUCGGACGAAAACCUUUCCGAGCCGCACGAUGGCGGCUCCGCUCUGUCAGAGGAACACCAGGAACGUUUUGAAGGCCACGCUAGGAGCCUGCUACGCGAAGUUUUUGAGCAGCGACGCUUUUUCUGAUGGCAGGUCCGGUUGUUGUUCACCUUACGCAACACUGCUAUGUGGUGGGAGUGUCCGACAGGUUGAGAGCGUUGGCCAACUCUAUCAGCACGGGAGCAUGGUGGAAAACCUGUACUUAAAGUUGUUAGAAGAUCCCGUUGUGCUGAGAACCUUCGGAGAGCUUUACGACCGUGAGAGAGAUGUAGAAGAACUACAAGAUGCUGACCCGAUCGCUCAAGAAGCCUUGGAAGAAGAUCAGAUCCUCAAGUCGCAUCCUGUCGUUGGUAUUGGUAGUUUUGCAGCCAACUGUCAGCGAUCUUGGGCUUUCCUUCAAGGGGAUGCUACAUCACAACCAUUUGAGCGAUCUCAGGUCAGAAGUUUUAGGACGGACUGUAGGCAGCACUAUCAGAAGUUCCAUCACAGAGAGAGGCAAGUCAACGUCCACUAUUAUGACGUGCUGGGCAUCACUCCAGCCGCCACUCAGACGCAGAUCAAGAGCGCGUACUACAAGAAGUCUAUGCAGUUCCACCCAGACAGGAACAAGACUGCGUUCGCCGCCGACAGGUUCACUGAGAUCACGGAGGCAUACGAAGUGCUCAGCCACAGGGACCUGCGAAGGAAGUAUGACCACGGAGUCCUGAACAAGUCGGACUUGUUGAGGGAAAGGAAACCGACAACUCCGCCGCCUCGACAGGAGGGCAGCAGACAGGCCUACUCAGACACUAAGGUCCAGAGUAGGGGCAAUCUGGGCUAUAACAUGGACGAGUGGCUAAGGGGUCACUACGGAGACGCUAUGGAGCAAGAACAGAGGAGGAAACGCGUCAGGAAGAACUAUGAAGACUAUAAGAGGGCCGAAGCACGUAAUAAGAAGGACUCUUAUAUUGCACUUGUCUUGCUUGGUAUUGCAACUGUGAUUGCCUUCAUUUUAAAGUAACGUUGAUUUUUUUAAAUUGAAAGUGCUCAAGUGUAGUACUGUAAAAAUAACAUCAGUUACAAGUACAGAGGUUUAGCUACAGGUUUGGACCUGUGCUUAAACCUGAACAAGUUGAACCUGUGGUCUUCAAUAAUGACGGAAAUAUGAAUGAACAGGUUACGGAAUGUUUAGUUAGACUUCAGGUAUCUUGUUCCCAUGCAGUAGCGAGGAUCUGAAAUCAUAGAUGGUGCUGAUUUCAACGUUUUCAUCUUUUUCCAGUGCUAAAUCUUCAUCUUUGUGGUCGGAAUAACACGUUUUUAGUUACAAAAUAAGUCAGUGAUCCCGACCCAAGCAUCUGGUGCACUUGUAGUGUACUAGUACAUGUAACGUUUUACCUCAACAAACUAAAACUCUAUAUAGCUAGUUGACACCACAUUUUAAGUCUAAGAUAUAGAUAU
Branchiostoma floridae (Florida lancelet) is the source of this 1595-nucleotide messenger RNA. RefSeq lists its product as uncharacterized. The transcript has 2 exons. Lineage: Eukaryota; Metazoa; Chordata; Leptocardii; Amphioxiformes; Branchiostomatidae. The record is from RefSeq and is a predicted model, not a curated record. The coding region runs from base 1 to 1158 and encodes 385 amino acids.